Anopheles funestus (African malaria mosquito) is the source of this 4458-nucleotide messenger RNA. RefSeq names its product dihydropyrimidinase (gene CRMP). Bases 2291 to 4099 code for a protein of 602 amino acids. The record is from RefSeq and is a predicted model, not a curated record. The transcript is spliced from 7 exons. Gene Ontology annotation, biological process: pyrimidine nucleobase catabolic process. Gene Ontology annotation, cellular component: cytosol; cytoplasm. Gene Ontology annotation, molecular function: dihydropyrimidinase activity. NCBI's taxonomy places the organism in Eukaryota, Metazoa, Arthropoda, Insecta, Diptera, Culicidae.
AUUCGAUUUUGUCUGUGUGCGUGAAGUGUGCCCAUAAAUUUUAUUAUUAUUACACCACUUACGAUCGUUUUCGAUGAUGAUGUUUGAUAGUAGUCCACUUUAUCAGUAAAGUCUGUGAGGUGACCUGAAUGGUAACGAUACCUUUGCAGCCAAAUAGAAUUGUUGUGGCAGUCUCGAAUGUUUAUUGACGUUUUGAUGUUGCCGAUAGCCAGGAGUAGAUAAAGCGUGUAGAGAGGAAGGUUUUGUCUACAGUUCGUUACAGUUGUGGCUUUUGAGAGUAAACAUUCUAUUUGCGUGUCAGUUACAAAACUCACAGUUUAAAAAGAAAUUACUAUUUAAAUUUGUUAACAUGCAAUGCGGUUAAUCAAGAUUUUCACACAUUACCGUGACAUUUCAAUGACAAAAUCUGAGUGGAGAACGGAAUUGUUUUGGAGUUGAAAGGGUGUUUUGUAAAUAUCGUCUACAUGUGACUGCUUUAUUUGAUAUGUCACCAAAAGAGCCGACCUUUUCUCGGUAGACUGUUGUGGAAGAACUGGACACCCAAAAAAAAGCCAAACCAUCUUCUUCUUGCAAGGUGUAAAGUAUGUUUAACCAACCCUUUCCAAUUUCCGAAGGGAAACAAAUGCCUCAGGCACCUUACAUAGGCACACACCAAAAAACCUACCUCCCCCGGGGGAGAACGCUUUAAUGAGCAAACCAAACAUGGUCUUUCUGUUUGGCCACUCUGUAGCACCAUCAUCAUCAUAUGCUGUGUAAGCAUACAAUUCAUCUUCUCCGAAGUUUCACUUUGCUUUUUACCCCAUUCUAAGCGCAAUAGCACUAAUCGUUUCAAAUGCCACGUGUUGCAUCGAUUGCGUACUGCGUAGAACGCGUUAAAUAAAAGCGCAAAGAACCAUGCCAGCGCACGCAUUGUGCGGUUCGCUGCUUUUCGCGGACACUUGUUGACCGCACAAAAGCAAGUGUUUCGUGGCAUAGAAACUAGCACACUCGUACGAUUCUAACUGUAACGCAAUUUCAUGUCUCUAUUGUGUACGGUGAUUUAUAGUUUCCGAUUAGGUAUAAAGUUCUCCAAACUUCGCUCGCCAAGAUGAAGCAAAAAGGCUUAGUUUUAAUAGAAAUUAAUAGCAUUUCUUCUAUUCGAGGGCUUUCCAUACUCCGGAACGGUGCACACUUCCGGGCUGUGUGUUUAUCCUUUGCGCCCUUAAUCGAAUUAAAAUACUUUACAUGCUUCAUCAUCAUGGCACCAAGAAUGGCCAAGGGUGCCGGCGAUGCGGUAGUCUACAACCCAAAACGAGGCUUGUGACAAAACGAGUUAAAAAAGAGGUGAAAUCCAACACCCCGUAUCCACCGUCCUACAGGUUCGCGUAUUCCCGCUCGAUGGAUGUAACAAAUUGGAUCAACAAACUUCUCGGCCCUUCGAACCAUUCCCUUGCCUUCCGCCCUGCUGCUGCUGCUGCUGCAAAAAAAACCGGAAGUCAAAUGAUCAAGUGCAAAGGAAAGAAUCGAAGCGAAACGUUAACCGCGUCCGUCGUACGGGAAGGAUUGUUUCAUGAGGGGGAAGUUCUUUUUUCAUGGCAUCAAAUGACUUUACAUCCGCUAAUGAGUUAACGAGUUUGUGUCUAAUUUAACAACGAAAAGUGGAAACCAUUCGCACCAUUCGAUUUGACACCAAUGCGUCACGCAAAUGAUCACUUUCUGCCUUCUUCAGAGUCUUGUUCUGUUUUUUUUACUUCUAUAAUCUAUAAUCGCUCACUUGGUGUCCUGUUUUUCCCCCGUUUACUAAUUUCCCUCUUUUUCGGGUUUGAUUUCUCGACGACAGGUGGUUCGAAUACGGGCCUAACAGUAAAAAAAGUGUACAUUUUCCAGUGAAGAUCAUUCAGCGAUCGUUCUCCCUUGUACGUACAACGUUCAGUGGCAUUAAUGUGUUAAUGCGAUAUUGAUGAACCAUCGUUUGGAAGGAAAGAGUUUUGUUUUUGGUCAAAGUAGGUAAAUUGUGAAGUUUCACAACAACAACAACAACAACAAAAAACUCCGCGCAACCACGCACGUUAAGCCGUGUGAACGCGAAGCAAAAAAAAAGAAAUAAAGGGCCGAUAAGCGAAAAAAGUAGCACAAUAUCGGUGAGAACUCGAACAGUAGUGUGUUGCACACGAAGGAAGGAAGGGAAAAUAUCCAUAAGUGCUAAAGUGCGUUGGACUGUGUUGUUUGAACGCAAAACGGUAAACUUGUGCAAAAGAAAAACAACCCAAAAAGUCGAUAAGUGAAACACAACGGUCAAUAGGCGUUAAAAAUGGCAUCUCCAACACCGGCUCCCGUGAAGAAAGUGCCGAUUCAUCUACAGAGUGCGCAAAAUAGACUGUACAUCAAGCGCGGUCACGUCGUGAACCAUGAUGGAAUGCAACAGGCGGAUGUGUACAUCGAGGAUGGAACUGUACGGUAUGUUGGUUCAGGUGCAGACUUUGUUGUUCCCGGGGGCUGUCGCACGAUAGAUGCCACUGGUAAGCUGGUAAUGCCCGGUGGUAUCGAUCCGCACACACAUUUUCAGCUAGAAUUUGGAGGCACUGUCUCAGUAGAUGAUUUCUACAAGGGCACCAAGGCCGCAGUGGCCGGUGGCACCACAACCAUUCUGGACUUUGUGCUUCCGAAAAAGGGCGAAUCGCUGCUUGAGGCGUACGAUACAUGGCGUGCAAGGGCCGAUCCAAAGGUGGUGUGUGACUAUGGUCUGCACAUUGGGAUCACCUGGUGGUCUAAAUCGGUACGGGAUGAGAUGAAGAUUCUCUGCCAGGAACGUGGCGUUAACUCGUUCAAGUGUUUCAUGGCGUAUAAGGGUCUGUAUCAGCUCAACGACUCCGAGCUGUACGAAGUGUUUGAAACUUGCAAGGAACUUGGAGCGGUGGCGAUGGUACAUGCGGAGAAUGGCGACAUAAUUGCUAAGAACGUAACCAAACUGCUAUCGGAAGGAGUGACCGGACCGGAGGGCCAUGAAUUGUCCCGCACCGAGGAAGUCGAGGCAGAGGCUACCAAUCGCGCUUGCGUUAUUGCGCAUCAGGCUCAAUGUCCGCUGUAUGUUGUGCAUGUAAUGAGCAAAUCGGCUGGUAUUGAGGUAGCUCGCGCUCGUCGCCGCUACAAUGGAACUGGCAUUUUCGGUGAAACAUUGGCGGCUGCACUCGGCACUGAUGGUACACACUACCACGACAAAUGCUGGCAUCAUGCGGCCGCCCACGUGCUCAGUCCACCGUUGAGACCCGAUCCUACCACGCCGGAAUUUCUGAUGAAACUGUUAGCCCAGGAUGAUCUGCAGACGACUGGCAGUGACAACUGUACAUUCAAUCGCAACCAAAAGGAGUUGGGACUGAAAGAUUUCUCCAAAAUCCCGAAUGGUGUCAACGGAGUCGAGGAUCGAAUGUCUGUGGUUUGGGAAAAAGGUGUUCAGUCAGGACUUAUCGAUCCUCAGCGUUUCGUGGCAAUCACCAGCACGAAUGCAGCUAAAAUUUUUAACCUCUACCCACGAAAGGGACGCAUUGCUCCUGGGUCCGAUGCCGACUUAGUAAUCUGGGAUCCAAAAGCAGUGCGCACAAUUUCCGCAUCUACCCAUCAUCAGGCUUGUGACUUCAACAUUUUCGAAGGCAUGAAAUGUCACGGCGUACCAGAGUUUGUGAUUGUGCGAGGACGUGUAUGCGUCGAAUAUGAGUUAAUUCGCGUCGCAGAGGGUCAAGGUUUAUUCCUGGAAACACCCGUCUACCCUUCGUUUGUGUACGAUGCGCUGAAUGGUGUUUCCCGCCCGGAAGAUGAAUCUGACGAAAAGCACACUCGCAAUGGAAUUCAGAGUUUGGACCUAAACUCCAAAUCGGGUCAUGAUGUAGAUAUCCCCGAUACAUACGCCCUACCCGAGAAGUACAUUCCAGGUCCGGCAUUGAGUGUUAUCUCCGGCGAUUCACAGCUCAGCACUCCACAUAGCGCCCGUGGUCAUCGUCCCGAUGGGUUAAAGAAUAUGCAAGAAUCUACCUUUUCCAUCAGUGAAGAGCUCGACAAAUCGGAAGCACGCUCGUGUAUUCGCGUACGGGCUCCUCCCGGUGGAAAGUCUUCCGGAUUCUGGUAAGGUUGGAAAUACCCUUGAAGCAUUGGAUAUGAAAUGAAUUAAGGAAUGGUAUGCAAAGUUACCUCUCAACACGAUCACCUCCAACCAUCCAAAGAAGUACACGUGCACUAAGUAUGAACCAGCCGCACGACGAGCGACCACCACAACACACCACUAGGGGAUACUUUCGAACGAAUAGCCGAUAAAAAAAGAAGUUGAGAAGUGGAGAAGGGAAUUGUUUCGAAACCAUAUCAAAGCGACCAAACAGAAUUGAUCGUUUCGAUUAAAGUUUUGGUGACUUUUGACGUUGGUCCCAAAGGCGCUGGAUAAACCAAACAAUCAGCUAAGUAAAUUAAAUAUAUUAUACGUUUUCGAGGUUA